CUGAGCUAAGGUAGAAAUUUUAGGCGGUCUUUAUUAAUUCAUUUAAAAAUGCCUAUUUUAUGGCCGUAAAGCAUAAAUUUUGUGGAAAUAUGUCAGUAAGCCGUUUGGAUGUUUUAUAUAGAAAAAUCGUUUUGAGUAAAUACUUUACGAAAGGAUGGGGAUCACCUGAAAAUAUGCACAAGUUAUUUGAUUUUAGAAAAAAAAUAUCAAAUAGAGACACAUGUUACAGAUUAGUGCCAAAAGAAUAUCCAAUUAAAAUAAUAAAUGUAGUAAAUAGAUCGGAUUGUCGCAUAAUCGAAGGUAAAUUCAGAAGUCCCUUUUCCCUGCAUUUACCGGGCUUAGUUAGGAAGGAAGUCCAGGAUUCCUAUUUUCAAAUGAUCCUUCCAUUGAAAUGGAAGAACGAUUACAAACCAAUUUGCAUACACUUGGCAGGCACAGGUGACCAUUACUUUUGGCGAAGGCGAAACAUAAUGGCCAAACCAUUGCUCAAAGACGGAAUAGGUGCUAUUAUAUUAGAAAAUCCUUUCUACGGCGUCAGGAAGCCCAAGGAUCAGCAACGGUCUAGCGUUCACUAUGUGUCCGAUAUCUUCAUAAUGGGUGGUUGUCUGAUACUAGAGUGUCUUGUACUAUUAAACUGGUGCGAACAGUUAGGUUUUGGGCCUUUAGGAAUAACCGGAAUAUCCAUGGGCGGUCAUAUGGCUUCUUUAGCAGCAUCAAAUUGGCCAAAACCUUUAGUGUUAGUUCCUUGCUUAUCAUGGUCCACUGCAUCCUCAGUAUUUACAGAGGGUGUAAUGAGCGAAUCUAUCGACUGGGAUAUGCUCCAAAACCAAUAUGAAUCCAACAAAUUGUUCUAUUACACUUUAUCUAGAUUAUGUAAAAUUGUAGAUAAUCCUUUUGCCUGUGAUCUCAGUAAACCCUCAGAAACCCCUCUAGCCAUACCGAUCCACCUGCUGGACAAUUCGCACGUAUCGUACGUAACCCCAUAUCAGCUAAUCAGCUACCUCAACUUGAACCCCAAGUGCCAAAACGUCGCCUACAAGCCCAACCAGAAGGGCGGCGCGAAGGAAUUCUCGCUGAUGAACCUCCUGAAGGAGUCGCCCGCCAUAGCGGGCACCAGCAAGAAGGUGCAGGAGAUGAAGAAGCGCGACAGGGAGGCGUUGUGGUUCAUGCGGGGCAUCAUGGACGAGUGCACGCACCUGAAGAACUUCUCGACGCCCUUCGACACAUCGUUGAUAAUAUCGAUUUGCGCGAAGUACGACGGGUACGUGCCCAGGACGGGGGUCUCGACUCUCGAGGACAUUUGGCCCGGGGCUACUGUUAAGUACGUGGAGUGCGGCCACGUCGGCGCCUACGUGUGGCAUCGGAACAUCUUUAGAGAGUCGAUAGUGGAGGCUUUCGAUCGAGCGAUGCAAAAAAUGGAUCCCCCUUCGCAGGCUUUCAUAGAAAUCUAAUAUUCCAGUACCAUCGACCGUCUAGUGCCUUUUGCUCCAAAAAUUAUAUUUAUAUAUAUGUGUAUAUAUUGUUUAUGUUUUCGACUCCGAUGAGCAACAAAAUUAUUGUGAUACGUUCAUUAAAAUUCUUAUACAUC
Phyllotreta striolata is the source of this 1588-nucleotide messenger RNA. NCBI's taxonomy places the organism in Eukaryota, Metazoa, Arthropoda, Insecta, Coleoptera, Chrysomelidae. The record is from the annotation of a GenBank genome assembly.